AUGAAGGUCAUCAUACUGGGCGACAGCGGGGUGGGCAAGACGUCGCUGAUGAACCAGUACGUCCACAAGAAGUUCUCCCCACAGUACAAGGCCACCAUUGGCGCCGAUUUCUUGUCGAAGGAGAUCCAGAUUGACGACAAGCUGGUCACGCUGCAGAUUUGGGACACGGCGGGCCAGGAGAGGUUUCAGAGCCUGGGGGUAGCGUUCUACCGCGGAGCGGACUGCUGCGUCAUCGUCUACGAUGUGAACAACAACAAGUCGUUUGACAACCUGGACCACUGGAAGGACGAGUUCCUGGUGCAGGCGGCGCCCAGAAACAAGGAGAGCUUUCCGUUCGUGGUGGUGGGGAACAAGAUUGAUCAGGACAACGGGGAGAGCAGAGUGGUGUCCGAGUAUAAGGCCAGGCGCUGGUGCGCUGUGAAUGGCAACAUUCCGCAUUUUGAGACGUCCGCCAAGGAGGACAUCAACGUUGAUGCAGCUUUCAUGAAUGUGGCCAAGAAUGCUCUGAGCAACGAGCCUGUGGACGAGUAG
Messenger RNA from Ostreobium quekettii, 531 nucleotides. NCBI's taxonomy places the organism in Eukaryota, Viridiplantae, Chlorophyta, Ulvophyceae, Bryopsidales, Ostreobiaceae. The record is from the annotation of a GenBank genome assembly.